This is a messenger RNA of Gracilinanus agilis (Agile Gracile Mouse Opossum), 2704 nucleotides long. It is a transcript of the gene PFKP, whose product is annotated as phosphofructokinase, platelet. Gene Ontology annotation, biological process: fructose 1,6-bisphosphate metabolic process; fructose 6-phosphate metabolic process; canonical glycolysis. Gene Ontology annotation, molecular function: identical protein binding; ATP binding; monosaccharide binding. The transcript has 22 exons. The coding region runs from base 83 to 2440 and encodes 785 amino acids. Gene Ontology annotation, cellular component: membrane; cytoplasm; 6-phosphofructokinase complex. The record is from RefSeq and is a predicted model, not a curated record. NCBI's taxonomy places the organism in Eukaryota, Metazoa, Chordata, Mammalia, Didelphimorphia, Didelphidae.
GCGACUCCUAAGAUCCCAGUGCAGAAGCGGGCCGCGGACACGGCAGAAAUCCAUAUCUCCCCUCUGGGUCCCAUCUCUCACCAUGGCUGAGCGUAAGAACGAGCCGAACCCAAAUCGGAAUCUAAUUGGUCUUGGCAAAGUCAUCGCGGUCCUUACUAGCGGCGGCGAUGCCCAAGGAAUGAAUGCAGCUGUUCGAGCUGUGGUGCGGAUGGGAAUCUAUGUGGGAGCCAAAAUGUAUUUUGUGUAUGAGGGUUAUCAAGGUAUGGUAGAUGGAGGCAGUAACAUUACUCAAGUGUCCUGGGAAUGUGUUUCAAGCAUUCUCCAAAGGGGAGGAACAAUCAUUGGCAGUGCACGCUGUGCAUCAUUCCGUACCCGGGAAGGCCGAUUAAAAGCAGCUGCGAACUUGAUUGAGAAAGGAAUUACUAAUCUGUGUGUGAUUGGUGGGGAUGGAAGCUUAACUGGAGCUAACCUUUUUCGGGAAGAAUGGAGUGGACUAUUGGACGAAUUGGCUAAAAAUGGUAAAAUCAAUAAAGAUGACAUCAAGAAUUAUUCCCACCUCAACAUCGUGGGGUUGGUGGGUUCUAUAGACAAUGACUUCUGUGGGACAGAUAUGACAAUUGGCACUGACUCGGCUUUGCACAGAAUCAUUGAAGUUGUGGAUGCCAUCAUGACCACUGCCCUGAGUCACCAGAGGACCUUUGUUCUGGAGGUUAUGGGAAGACACUGUGGGUACCUGGCCCUCGCAAGUGCCUUAGCUUGUGGUGCAGAUUGGGUGUUUAUUCCUGAAAGCCCACCAGAAGAAGGCUGGGAAAAGCAUAUGGUAGAAAAGCUAUCAGAGAACCGUGCUCAUAAGAAGAGGCUGAACAUCAUAAUUGUGGCAGAAGGGGCAAUUGAUUCCCAAAAUCAACCUAUUACUUCAGAAAAGAUUAAGAAUCUUGUAGUUGAUGAGCUGGGAUUUGAUACUCGUGUGACUAUCCUUGGGCAUGUCCAAAGAGGAGGAACCCCUUCUGCUUUCGACAGGAUUUUGGCUAGUCGCACAGGUGUGGAAGCAGUAUUGGCCCUUCUUGACGCUAAACCAGAAACCCCAGCAUGUGUUGUGUCUUUGUCUGGAAACCACGUCGUGCGUCUGCCCCUGAUGGACUGUGUAAAAAUGACUCAGGCUGUUCAAAAGGCAAUGGAUAAAAAGGAUUUUAAGAGGGCAGCGAGACUGCGAGGAAGGAGCUUUGAAAACAGCUUAAGAACCUACAAACUGCUUUCUCAGAAAGAAACAACAGCAGAGACUCCAAAGAGCCAUUUUAACGUGGCUGUUAUGAAUGUGGGUGCUCCUGCCGCAGGGAUGAAUGCUGCCAUCCGUUCAGCAGUGAGAGUGGGCAUCACUGAGGGUCAUAAAAUGUUUGUUGUCAGUAAUGGCUUUGAAGGAUUGUCUAAAGGUGAGAUAAAAGAAUUCAAUUGGACAUGUGUUAGAGGCUGGACUGGCCAAGGAGGAUCCAUUCUUGGCACAAAACGUACUCUCCCUGGAAUGUUUUUGGAGCAGAUUGCUGAACAGAUACGUACUCAUAAAAUCAACGCUCUUUUGGUUGUCGGUGGAUUUGAGGCCUACCUGGGAUUGCUGGAACUGUCAGCUGCCCGUGAGAAAUAUAAGGAAUUCUGUAUUCCAAUGGUUAUGGUUCCUGCUACUGUAUCCAACAAUAUACCGGGUUCCGAUUUCAGCAUUGGUGCAGACACUGCUCUGAACACUAUCACCGACACCUGUGAUCGAAUCAAGCAGUCGGCGAGUGGGACCAAGAGGAGAGUCUUCAUCAUCGAGACGAUGGGCGGCUACUGCGGCUACCUGGCCAGCAUGGGGGGCCUCUCUGCGGGGGCUGAUGUUGCAUAUAUUUUUGAAGAAAAAUUUGACAUCCGAGAACUACAGGCUAACGUGAGGCAUUUGACAGGGAAAAUGAAGACCAGCGUACAGCGCGGCCUGGUGCUCAGAAAUGAGAACUGUAAUGAAAAUUAUACCACUGAUUUCAUUUACCAACUCUAUUCUGAGGAAGGAAAAGGUACAUUUGAUUGCAGAAAGAAUGUCUUGGGUCACAUGCAACAGGGUGGAACACCUUCUCCUUUUGACAGAAACUUUGCAACAAAAAUUUCUGCCAAAGCUGUGCAGUGGCUUACUAAGAAACUUACGGACAACUUUCAAAACGGAAAAGUAUUUGUCAAUGAUGAUGAUUCAGUCUGUCUGCUAGGAAUGCGCACCCGGACUCUUCUUUUCCAACCUGUGGUUGAACUAAAGAAGGAAACAGAUUUUGAGCACAGAAUUCCCAAAGAACAAUGGUGGUUGAAAUUACGACCUUUGAUGAAAAUUUUGGCCAAAUACAAAAUCAGCUAUCAAGUUUCCUCUUCAGCUGAGAUGGAAAAUAUAGAAUGCAGAUCGAGAGAAGAUAGUGAAUGCCAAUAAAGAUGACAUUAAGUCAUGACAGUAGAGUCACACUGUGUUUCUGUAAUGAUGUUUUAGAAUUUUUUGGUCACUGCUGUUUUUUGCAACACGUAAAUUAUUCUAUCAGCACUUUAACCAAAAUAAGGAUGAUGAUGCCAUUUUUUUCAGUAUUGUAUUAGCAUUAAAUACCCAAUCCCUAACAGCAAAGUAUGAAUUAUCUAUGUCACCCUUAUAUACUGAAUACCUAAAUGAUCCUUAAAAAUAAAUAACUCAAAUCCAAACCAA